UCUCUCCCCUCUCUCUCGUUUUCCUCAUUAUCUCUCAAACUCAUGCCGUCGGAAUCAACCCAGACCCGACCCGGAAGAGUUCAGGGCUCAACGGCGGCGUACCCACCGCCGAAUCUUGCAGAGCCUCUGUCUUGUCCUCGCUGCAACUCCAUCAACACCAAGUUCUGUUACUACAACAACUACAACCUCUUGCAGCCUCGUUACUUCUGCAAAUCUUGCCGCCGUUACUGGACUCAAGGUGGUACACUCCGCGACGUCCCCAUCGGCGGUGGAACUCGCCGGAGCUCUUCCAAACGCAACCGCUCUUUCUCCGCCUCCUCCGCCACUACUGCUUCUUCCUCCUCUUCUUGCUCUUCUUCCGUCGUCACCACAACGACUCACGAGUCGGAACCGGUGGUAAAGCAAGGAACCGCCACGACGGAGGGUAGUAAUGUAAUUUCAGGUUACGGAAGCUUCGCGUCUCUGUUGGGUGGGCAGGGCGAAGGAGCGUUUUUGGCUUUGGGAAACGGGUUGGAUUACGGGUUCGGGUUCGGGUACGGGUUGGAGGAGAUGAGUAUUGGGUAUCUUGGAGGAGGAGGAGGCGCUGGAGGAGAGAUUCCGGUGGUGGAUGGUGGUGACACGUGGCAGAUCGGGGGUACUGAAGGCAAAAGUGGGGACAGUUUGAUUUGGCCUGGUCUUGAGAUCUCAAUUCAAGGCAACGAUGUUAAGUAAAGAAGAAAACCGUUUCUUGAUUCUUGUUGUCUUCUUCCUCUGUUUUCUGUUUUUGGUUUGUUUCUUUUUGGAAUUUUCUGUUUGUUUUUUUCCAAGUGGGAUGGGAUAGAGUCAUAGAGAGAAGAGCAAAGAACCCAAAGAAGCAAAUUAAACAGAUAAGAAAAUGUAUUUUUUUUUACUUUUUAAGGUCCAACAA
Molecule: messenger RNA, 907 nt
Organism: Eutrema salsugineum
Lineage: Eukaryota; Viridiplantae; Streptophyta; Magnoliopsida; Brassicales; Brassicaceae
Product: dof zinc finger protein DOF1.6
Exons: 1
Coding region: 43-711 (222 amino acids)
Biological process (GO): regulation of DNA-templated transcription
Molecular function (GO): DNA-binding transcription factor activity; DNA binding
Source: RefSeq, a predicted model, not a curated record